Messenger RNA from Coffea arabica (coffee), 2165 nucleotides. NCBI's taxonomy places the organism in Eukaryota, Viridiplantae, Streptophyta, Magnoliopsida, Gentianales, Rubiaceae. The record is from RefSeq and is a predicted model, not a curated record.
AUGGUUCUGGGCAGAAGUCUGCAGAAUAAUAAGCAAGAGAAGAAUUUCAAACCUGCAAACCGAACAUUUGGGGGUUCUGGUGCUAGUAAUGGAAGAUUAGCUUCUGAAUCAAAAGGGAAUGGCAGAAGUAAAAGGGUUCAAACUGGAGGGAAUAGAACUACAGGUGCUUCUCAUCCUAGUCAGAAAAGAAAAAGAACUUAUGCUGAUCAGCCUCCAGACGAGGAAAGAGUGUCCAAUGACAAUGUAGGAUUCCCAGCAAGAAGGUUUUCAUCUAGAAUCGUGAAGAAUAAGCUUAAUGAUCAUUAUCAUGAAGAAAAGCGGACAACAAAAGGAAACUCCUCUGGGUUUGGAGAUUUGAGUAGAAAAGGUUCAUUGGCUGGAAGAGGAAAAUCCAGGGAAAGUGAGUUGGCGGGCAAGAAAAAGUCAAUAGCCAAGGUAAAGGCUGUAGAUAAACUGAAAGAUGUUGAAGUUGAAGGAGUUAGGAAUGAUAAGCUGAAGAAAAUUGCUAAAAGCAAAUCCGACGUAACAAAGCAAAUGGAGCAGAACCAUGGCAAACAUGCUGUCGGCUCUCCUGAAAGACCUUCCAAGAAGAAAGUGCAGUACAAGAAAAAUAUCACUGAUGAUUCAGAAGUAAUGGAUGAAAAGCCUAAGAAGAAAAAGCGAAGGAUCAGGCUAGAUCCUCAUGAUACAUCAAAUAAGAGGCUCGAUGAUGGAGCAGCUAUUAAUAAUCAGGUUAAAAAGAAGAAGGAAGAUGACUCAAAAACUUGUGUUUUGGAGUUGUCCAGAAAUGCACAAUUUCGAGCAAUAGUUCCUAGCCCCUCUAUCCUUUCCUUUGUCGAAGACAAUUUAUUAGGCCGAAGACGAGAAAUUGAAUUUAGGAGGGCUGGCUACAAUACUGAGCUUUCUGCUCCUUUAGACAAUAUUCCCUAUUCAUCAAGCUCUGAAAGGGAAAGGAUUGAAGAAACGGUAUUUAGAAAUAAAUUGACAUUUUAUGCUGCUGCAAAGAUUUCCUCAUCAUUUCCUCCUUCUGAACUUCCAGAGAUUGCAUUUGCAGGGAGGUCGAAUGUAGGAAAGUCAUCUUUACUGAAUGCAUUAACUAGACAGUGGGGUGUUGUGAGGACAUCAGACAAGCCUGGACUUACUCAGACCAUAAACUUCUUCAAACUUGGACCAAAGCUAUCUUUAGUCGAUUUGCCUGGAUACGGAUUUGCGUAUGCAAAAGAAGACGUCAAGGAAGCUUGGGAGGAGCUUGUGAAAGAGUACGUGUCUACACGAGUUGGUCUAAAGAGAGUGUGUCUUCUUGUUGAUACAAAAUGGGGAAUGAAACCAAGGGAUCAUGAACUUAUUGAUCUGAUGGAAAGGUCGCAAACCAAGUACCAGAUUGUUUUGACAAAGACAGAUAUGGUUUUCCCAAUUGAUGUGGCACGUCGGUCAAUGCAAAUAGAAGAGAACCUCAAGGAAAAAAGUCUGCGGUUCAACCUGUGAUGAUGGUAAGCUCAAAAACUGGAGCUGGUAUUCGAAGCUUAAGGACGGUUCUUGCUAAGAUUGCUCGCAUUGUGAAGCCUUAGGAGAUACUGCUCAAGUGCACCUUUACUUUCCAAGCAUAUUAGUAGUAUGGCAUUGACUAAUUUGGUCGUCUUGAUCUAUGAGUGACUCUUGACAUUGGUUGAUGUUGAAGGCGCAUUGGAAAUUGUUGCUGUAGGUCAUUGAAGAGCGUUUGAAUUCUGAACAGUUUCGAGUGUGAAAAAGUCAAGAUUCAAGUUCUCUUUUUAGCCCCAAUACUUCAUCAAGAUUCGGUCAAGAGGAAGAAACUUAUACUAAUAUCGUAGCUGCUCAUGGUAAAGUCAGUAGUGAUUUUAAUUCCGUUCAAUUUCCAUAAAAACUACAAUGGAUUCUAAUGUUUUGAACUUUUGAUAUUCUGACAUUCACCUCUUCCAUGAAACUAACUCUAUUUGGUCUAAAAAAACAAGAUGAUGAUGUAAAAGUAGCAGCAGUGUUAUGAUAAAUUCGUGAUACACUAAAGGAUUAUGGUGCAAAAUUCUGGAAUGGAGAUAAGGUGAGAGAAUGAUGAUAUUAGGAGGGCAGGGAAUUGAAUUAUCAUUCAUUGGUGAUGCUCUGUCAAAAGUUUUGGUUGAGCUGUUACAACUCACCAUCAUCAUAUUUCA